Messenger RNA from Caenorhabditis angaria, 393 nucleotides. Lineage: Eukaryota; Metazoa; Nematoda; Chromadorea; Rhabditida; Rhabditidae. The record is from the annotation of a GenBank genome assembly.
AUGGCGAAUGCGAUUUUCAGUUUCGAGCAAAUUCUACAAUUUCGAGGAAAAGUUCUGACUGUUGCUUCGCAGGAUUUUGUUCAAGAAACAGUGGAGAAAUAUUUGAAAAUGCUGGAAAAUGACGAAGUUCCAUACACGAGUUUGGUGAUUAAUCGAUUGAAUGAAAAUAUUGUUGAUUAUGCGAAAAUGAUCGAGGGAUUGUUGAAUGUUUCGGAUUUCAAAAAUGAUAAUGGGUAAGCUUUAUUGAUGUUUAUGUAUCUAUGAUGAAAAAGCAAAUGUUUAUUUUUCAGAGUUUAUUGCACUUUCAACUUUGUUUCAAAAACUGGAAAACAAAUUGGAGUUAUCAUUUCGAAUUCUUUCUUCGCUACGACAACACAACAUCUCAAAUUUUGA